AUGGGAGCCCCUGUCAAUGUCACUCCAAUAGCUGUGCUGGGACAGAGUAGGAGUCUUAUGGUAGAAGGAAGGAUUGGAAUUCGGAAGUAUCGGUUUCUCAUAGACACUGGUGCUUCACGUUCAGUCAUUCGGCCAAAUGUCGCAAACAGCAAUAAUACUACAAAUGUGAGCCUUUUCUCCCUGAAAACAGCCAGUGGAGAACUGAUGCCCAUAAAAGGACUGGCGGACUUAGAAUUUGAGCUCGGGUGUCAGUCAUUCGGGCAUGAAUUUUUGAUAGCAAACAUAACUGAUGAUUGCAUUUUAGGUCUAGAUUUUCUACAGAAAUUUGGAUUUUCCAUUAACAUUAGCGGAGGAACUUUGUUGUAUGGAAAUGUGGAGAUUCCAUUGUUAGGUGAUAGUGAAGAAGGAAACAAUCGGAUGAUGAAAAUACUAUUGACGGAGGAUACAAAUCUGCCUGCACAGUCCGAAUCAAUUAUUUGA
Biomphalaria glabrata is the source of this 480-nucleotide messenger RNA. Its product is annotated as retroviral-like aspartic protease 1. The transcript has a single exon. Gene Ontology annotation, biological process: proteolysis. Gene Ontology annotation, molecular function: aspartic-type endopeptidase activity. Bases 1 to 480 code for a protein of 159 amino acids. Lineage: Eukaryota; Metazoa; Mollusca; Gastropoda; Planorbidae. The record is from RefSeq and is a predicted model, not a curated record.